AUGCCAAUGAAGCCACAAGAUUCAUGUUCAUCAUCGACGAUGACUCUUCGUUGUUCAGCAAAUUACGUUGUUAUUGUUAAAAGUGCUUCAUAUGGUGUUGCACGAAUAGCUGGAUCAUGUGCUUAUACACCCGGAGAUUGUGUUGCUGAUGCAAUGAGUGCAAUAACAUGCACAACAGAUGCUGUUUUCUGUAAUGUCUUUGCAACACGAAAAAGACUGCCACAAUGUAACGAUCAGUUCAACGAUUACCUUCAUGUUGAAUUUGAUUGUGUACCAUUAUCAAUGGAUGAUCCGGCAAAUGAAUACAAUGUUUGUCAAAAUGGUACGGACAUAACAAGUGAUUAUGGUAUUUUGAAAAGUCCUGGUUAUCCAACACAAUUUCAGACAACAACAGCCGAAUGUUUUCGUUCAAUACAGGUACCACGUAACAAAACAAUUCGUUUAUGGCUCACUGAUCUAUAUAUUGGUUCACUACUUGGAAAUUGUGUUAACGAUCAUGUCUAUGUUGUUGAUAAUACAGAUACUAUUGAUUAUAAUCAUCCUGAUAUUGAUUGUCGUAUUGAUUAUUUUACAAUUGGUUGUUAUCGAUGUCGUACUUUUUCAACUCUAUGCAUUAAAUCUUCUCGAUUGUAUAAUGAGCAAUAA
Rotaria socialis is the source of this 645-nucleotide messenger RNA. NCBI's taxonomy places the organism in Eukaryota, Metazoa, Rotifera, Eurotatoria, Philodinida, Philodinidae. The record is from the annotation of a GenBank genome assembly.